AUGUUAUUAUAUGGAAUUUUUGUAACUCUGGUAUUGGGGUUGGUUGCUGGUGCUUAUAUUGAAGUCAACCUGGAAACGGGUGGCUACUACCUUGCUUCAAAAGAUGGUUAUUACUAUUUAGUUGACAAAAAGGGUGAUGCUUUUACUGAUUUUCUGUUGGAAAACUCCGAACUAUCAGGAAACGGCAUCUGGGGCAGAGAUCCUGUCACUGAAAAGGUAACUGAUGGUAGUACUCAGCUAGAGAUUGUGGGCUACCCAGUACCUAACUUAAUGAAACAACUUUUGUUUCCCCUGAACGGUAAUUAUAGUUUUUAUGCCUGCCAAGAUCCUGGAUCGACAAGUGAAGAAUGGGAGUUGUAUGUUCGGGAUCAAGAAGACGAGGGUUUGUCUUUCUCGGAUACCUCAGAUAUUCUGACUGAUGGCGAAACCAUCAGUGACAUUUCUGACACUUUAAGUGACAUUUCCGAUACUUCUAGUGACGAUCUUGGAGGAAUCAACACAGAAACUGACAUCUCCACUACUGAAACUGGCAAUGAGUCCAUCAUCGACACAGGACUUGACACUGAUACAUUGAUUAAUGGUGGUGGUGAAUCUUUAAUUAACACCGACACUGUCGUUGAUGGCGGGCAAGACACCCUAACUGAUGGUCUUAUUGACACUAAUACCGAUCAAGCCAUUGACACAGACACUGAUCAAGCCAUUGACACAAACACUGAUCAAGUUGCCAUUGAUACUAACACUGAUCAAGUUGUUAUUGAUACUAACACUGAUCAAGUUGCCAUUGAUACCAACACUGUCGCUGUUAAUCCUGGCAACACUGAUGUUUUAGAAGAGACAACUACUGCAGCUAACGAUGUGUUGGUUACUGAAGAACCAGUUGCGUCUGCCAUCAAGAGGUUCAGAAGAGUAAGAAGGAGACGCACAUUAAAAGAGCAAUCCAAGAGAGAUGCCAUUUUCAAAAUAAAUUAUGACAUGUGUUUCUACGUCACAUUGGUCUUAGUGGAUGAUGGUGGAUGUAGUGCUUCCGACUGUACUCCAAGUUGUACAACUAUGUGUGCUAUUGCCUCGUGUCUACCUGGCUCUGAAUGCCCAGAAAUGUGCUACACCAAUUGUCCAAACGACUCUUGCACAACCGGAUGCACCAAGUCCUUGUGUAAUGAAUCAGGCAGCUGCUCUUCGGGAGCCUGUACCACUAAGUGCCCACCAACUUGUUUCACAAGCUGUCGACCUGUAACAUGUACCGGAUGUAAACCUGUCUGUGAAACUUUUUGUGUUAAUGAUCCUUGUGUAACUGUUUGUGAAGCUGGCUGUACAACUUCGGGAUGUUCUGCCUCCUGCUCUAUCUCUUGUCCUUGUUCAGGGUCGAGUUGUCCUGGAGUGUGCUCAGGAACAGAUUGUCCUAAACUCGAUCCUCCCACUUGUACUGGUACAAGUUGUCCAAAGGUCGGAACUGGCACCUGUACUGGAACAAGGUGUCCUAAUGUUGGGCCUGGAACUUGUACGGGCUUAACAUGUAAGAAGUGUACUACAUGUGAUCAAACAGUUGUUUUCAAGGGCUGUCCAACAUGUGUUCACACCUUCACUGAUUUUGUCAUUACCUGUCCUUCAGCUACUACUAUUACGAUUUCGACUUGUCCAAAUUUGAAUCAAUGCUCGCCUAAGAUUUUGUCAUUGAGUCCAGGAACACAUACGCUCUCAGGAACAGCAGUUGUUCCAUUGAAGUCUGAUAUUGUUCUGACUAUCAAGGCAGCAGCUGCCACUGCUACUGGAGGUACUGGAGGCACUGGAGGCACUAAAAGUUCGGGUAGUGGAGGUUCUGGAAACACUUCUAAAGGUUCGACAACUGGCAAUUCUGGAGGGUCUCAGAAAGAUUUGGUUGGCACGUUUUUCGCAGCAAUGGCAUUCUUCGUGCUAUUGUGGUAG
This is a messenger RNA of Sungouiella intermedia, 1923 nucleotides long. The record is from the annotation of a GenBank genome assembly. NCBI's taxonomy places the organism in Eukaryota, Fungi, Ascomycota, Pichiomycetes, Serinales, Metschnikowiaceae.